AAAUCCGGCUUGCCUCAAUUUCCUGUUGUGACUUCCCAUUUGUCUUUUUCUGGGCUGGACCCGGAUGGCAAGGCGACGGAAAGGCCCUCCACAGAACUGUUGGAGAAUAGAGCCGGCUGGCUUUAUGGGUCUCAUCAAGAGAUGCAAUAAUUGAGCAGCCUCUCUUUAAGGGGCUCCAGGACUUGGGGGCUUGAGAGCUGCAUCAGCGGCCUCUCAAAUGACUCUCAACGGCUCGCUCUGGGGUCUCUUUCUCAUGCUGGCGAAUCCAUUUGCAAACAGAGCUACAGGCAUGAAAGAAGCGGUGGUGGUCCAGCCACAGCAUUUUAUCUCAGUCCUAGUCGGAGAAUCUCUCAAACUGGAAUGCCAGGUGACCGGUGAUACACCAGGAGCUGUGAAGUGGUUUUUAGGAAAUGGUCCUGAUCGGAAACUUAUCUAUAUAGACAAGCUCCAUGACCAAUUUAAGAGAGUUACACGUCACAAAGAAAGUUCUGGCACAGAUUUCACCAUCACCCUCCAUAAUGCCACUCUUGAAGAUACUGGGACCUAUUACUGUGUGAAGCAGAAGAAAGAAGCUCGCAAAGAUGACACAGACUUGAAAAGUGGGGAAGGAACUCAGGUGGUUGUGACAGCUUUCAAGAGUGACCGCUAUAUCAUCCCAACAGUUGUUUGUAUCCUCCUUGCUGUCUUGCUUGCUGCGGCCAUUUACUUGUACAUAAGGAAGAAAAGAGGUUGGAACAGUGGCACCUCAAGGUCUGAAACUUCCCUUUCAGAGAGUACAAAAACUCCUAAUCAGCAUCCGGGCGAUAAAGAGAUUGUCUACACUGACCUAAAAUAUCCAGAGGGAUUACCAAGGGCCAAGACAAGCAGCCUACAAGAAAGUUCUGAAUACGCCACUCUAAAGAUAUGACCGGCUGUUUCUGGAUCCGGCACCGAAGAGAGAAAGGAUGCUUCUCUGUCUUGAUAGAGACAAACUGCAACAAAACCAUGCAAGUGCAUGAAGCCAGGAAAGAAAGGAGGCUGCAAAUUCAAGAGGGAGUGGAAUGUCCUGGCUGGAAGGAAAAGAAAGAUCAUGUCUCUCACUAGCCGUCCCUUGCCACGUGUUGCUGUGACCCAGUCUGGUGAUCUGGAAAAUAAAGUAACGAGAAAGUGUUGGUUUCUAA
This is a messenger RNA of Anolis sagrei ordinatus, 1160 nucleotides long. Its product is annotated as tyrosine-protein phosphatase non-receptor type substrate 1-like. Gene Ontology annotation, cellular component: plasma membrane. The record is from RefSeq and is a predicted model, not a curated record. NCBI's taxonomy places the organism in Eukaryota, Metazoa, Chordata, Lepidosauria, Squamata, Anolidae.